Hevea brasiliensis (rubber tree) is the source of this 1502-nucleotide messenger RNA. RefSeq lists its product as uncharacterized. Lineage: Eukaryota; Viridiplantae; Streptophyta; Magnoliopsida; Malpighiales; Euphorbiaceae. Bases 81 to 1073 code for a protein of 330 amino acids. Gene Ontology annotation, cellular component: mitochondrial membrane. The transcript has 2 exons. Gene Ontology annotation, molecular function: ferrous iron transmembrane transporter activity. Gene Ontology annotation, biological process: iron import into the mitochondrion. The record is from RefSeq and is a predicted model, not a curated record.
AAAAUAAACCGUUUGGUCUUAGAAGCUAUAACGCUGAAUUUAGAAAAGGUCAUAUUGAAGGAAAAAGAAAAAGGAAAUUUAUGACAAGAAUCUCCAUGGCUGCAGAAGCCACCACCACCAAAUUUCAAAACCCUGAUUUCCGGCCCGAUUUCCAUCCUGAUAUAUCCGUAACCGCUCACGACGGCCUCCAUUUUUGGCAAUUCAUGAUCGCCGGUUCCAUCGCCGGUUCAGUCGAGCACAUGGCUAUGUUUCCGGUUGACACAAUCAAGACCCAUAUGCAGGCUCUCGGUUCUUGCCCCGUUAAAUCCGUCAGUGUCUCCCAGGCGCUACGUUCCAUCCUCCAAUCUGAAGGCCCCAGUGCCCUCUACCGCGGUAUAGCAGCUAUGGGUCUCGGCGCGGGUCCUGCCCAUGCGGUGUAUUUCUCAGUUUACGAAGUAUGUAAGAAAUAUUUCUCUGGUGACAAUCCAAACAAUUCAAUAGUUCACGCUGUUUCUGGGGUUUGUGCUACGGUGUCCAGUGAUGCUGUAUUUACGCCGAUGGAUAUGGUGAAGCAGAGAUUACAAUUGGGUAAUAAUACUUACAAGGGGGUAUGGGAUUGUGUGAAGAGGGUUUUGAGAGAAGAGGGUUUUGGUGCGUUUUAUGCAUCUUAUAGGACUACUGUUUUGAUGAAUGCGCCGUUUACGGCGGUGCAUUUUGCAACUUAUGAGGCUACAAAAAGAGGGUUGAUGGAGAUUUCGCCUGAGAGUGCUAAUGAUGAGCGGUUGGUUGUUCAUGCUACUGCUGGAGCUGCUGCUGGAGCACUAGCUGCUGCUGUCACUACUCCGCUGGAUGUAGUUAAAACUCAGUUGCAGUGUCAGGGUGUUUGUGGGUGUGACAGAUUUAAAAGUGGUUCAAUUGGUGAUGUGAUUCGAACAAUAGUGAAAAAGGAUGGGUACAGAGGGCUCAUGAGGGGUUGGAUUCCAAGGAUGCUUUUCCAUGCACCUGCUGCUGCAAUCUGCUGGUCUACAUAUGAAGCCUCUAAAGCAUUCUUUCAAGAGGUCAAUGGUAACAGUAACAGUGGCACUGUUACCUGAAUAACCUUGCAAAGAAAGGGCAUUUCAUAAUUUUCUGUUGCAUCACAAAUAAUUCUGUACAAGUAACAAGAAUCUAGCUUCACACAAGAGAUGGUAAGCAACGCACAAACAUCAACUUUCCAGUCUCACCCGUCUAUUAUUGGGCAUUAGUAGUCAAAUUGAUUGGUCAGAUAGAAGUAACUUUUCUGUACACAUUGUUGUACGAUAAUCUUAUAAGCGCAUAAUGUUUUUGUUUAUGAAAUUGUGGGUUGCACAAAACCCCAUAUGAGUUCUGUCCAUAUUUUUUCUGUGGAAGAAAUUUUUGGCUUUAUGAUGAUGGGGGUAUGCUGUUACAGCCAUCAGUUAUUGUUUUCCUGGAUAUUUAAGGAUUAGUUGCUGUUCGUUUUUGCUAAUUGUUCAUUCUUAUUGAUUCUUCUUAUUUUCAAGCAA